AUGGCUACCGAGGCGCCCGAAGCAACUCAGAUCAUGGAGGAGCAGAUCCCCCACGAAGAGGGCGGCGAAGAGGAGGAAGAAAUUGCUGCCAUGAAGAGGCGCGUUGCCGAGAUGGAGUCAGAGGCCUCUAAGUUGCGUGAGAUGCAGGCUACAUUGGAUCAGCAGUCCUCAGACUUGGCAGAGAACAAAGAGGACAUCGAUGCACGGAGUAUUUUUGUCGGCAACGUGGACUACGGUGCCUCUCCUGAGGAGGUGCAGGCACACUUCCAGACCUGUGGCUCUAUCAACCGGGUGACCAUCUUGCUAGACAAAUUCUCCGGCUCGCCCAAGGGCUACGCUUACGUGGAGUUCUCCGAGCCUAGUCUCGUGGCGCAGGCUUUGGUUCUGAACGAGAGUGUCUUCCGUGGCCGUAACCUCAAGGUCACCCCCAAGCGAACUAACUUGCCGGGCAUGACUCGUGGUCGUGGUCGUGGACGUGGUGGCCCGCGAGGCCGUGGACCCUUCCGAGGCUACCGUGGUGCCUACCGGGGCCGGGGACGUGGCUUCGCGCCAUACUAA
Penicillium verhagenii is the source of this 558-nucleotide messenger RNA. Its product is annotated as polyadenylate-binding protein. The transcript is spliced from 4 exons. The record is from RefSeq and is a predicted model, not a curated record. Gene Ontology annotation, molecular function: RNA binding. The coding region runs from base 1 to 558 and encodes 185 amino acids. Lineage: Eukaryota; Fungi; Ascomycota; Eurotiomycetes; Eurotiales; Aspergillaceae.